Molecule: messenger RNA, 2538 nt
Organism: Macrosiphum euphorbiae (potato aphid)
Lineage: Eukaryota; Metazoa; Arthropoda; Insecta; Hemiptera; Aphididae
Source: the annotation of a GenBank genome assembly
AUGUAUACACUCAGCUAUUCGGCCGUUGUGCUCUUGAUAAUCACCAGUAAUAUUCAAGGUAAGCGUCUCAGCCAAUACGUGUCACAUUAUGAGCCUGUUACAUAUGAUCAUCAACACUUGGCCCAGAGUCAUGAUAGGGCCAAACGAUCAGUGACUAAUAGUGACAGUAAUGUGCAUGUAACAUUUAAAGCGCAUGGCCAUCACUUUCAACUCAGACUUCGUCGAGAUGUCGAAACAUUUUCAAAUGCCAUGGAAGUGUUAGAUAGUUUUGGCAAUCAAAUACAUCCUAAUAGUAUUGAUACUUCACAUAUAUACCAUGGACAUAUUGUCGAUGAAGCAAACAGUAUAGUAUUUGGUUCAAUAACUGAUGGAGUUUUUGAAGGACAAAUUAUAUCACCAAAAAAAGGAAACUAUUUUAUAGAAAAAUCUAGAAAAUAUAUUUAUCCCCAUGGUCAUCUUAAUGACAGUGAUAAUUUCCAUUCGGUUAUCUAUAAAGAAAAUGAUGUUGAUAAUCCAUAUCAUAACUCUUCUAGUCAUUUUAGUGGAUGUGGAGUUACAGGAUCCACAAAACAAAGUAUGGAAACCAUCCAAUAUUCUGGUAAUCCGUGGAAUAUUCAACAACAAGAUGAAGAAAGACCUGCUUAUAAAUACACAAGACAAGCAGCUGACAAGCACCACCAUGGACCUGUUAGAACAAAACGUGCUACUAAACCUAAAGAAGAACGCAACACUUGUUCAUUAUUUAUCCAAACUGACCCUUUAUUAUGGAAACACAUAAAAGAACAAGAUGGCUAUGAUAAAACAAAGACAAGAGAAGAGAUAUUAUCAUUAAUAGCGCAUCAUGUAACUGCAGUGAAUUAUAUCUACCGAGAUACUAAAUUUGAUGGGCGCAUUGAACACAGGAAUAUUAAAUUUGAAGUUCAAAGAAUUAAAAUUGAUGAUGAUGAACCUUGUGACCAUAAAUGGACUGGAGAACAAAAUCCAUUCUGCAUGGAAAAUAUUGAUGUUAGUAAUUUUUUAAACCUUCAUUCAUUGGGAAACCACGAAGACUUUUGCCUAGCAUAUGUUUUUACCUAUAGAGACUUCACCGGAGGAACCUUAGGUCUAGCUUGGGUUGCCAGUGCAUCUGGUGCAUCUGGUGGCAUUUGUGAAAAGUAUAAAACAUAUACAGAAACUAUUGGUGGUUUAUAUCAAUCAACUAAACGUAGUUUAAACACAGGUAUUAUUACAUUUGUUAACUACAAUAGUAGAGUGCCACCCAAAGUUUCACAGUUGACCUUGGCCCAUGAAAUUGGCCAUAAUUUUGGAUCGCCGCAUGACUAUCCUUCAGAUUGUCGGCCAGGUGGUUUGAGUGGUAAUUAUAUCAUGUUUGCAUCUGCAACUAGUGGUGAUCGUCCAAACAACAGUAAAUUUUCUUCAUGCAGUAUAGCUAAUAUCAGUAGUGUAUUAGAUGCUAUACAAGAUAAUAAAAAAAGGAAUUGCUUUAAAGCCAGUGAAGGAGCAUUUUGUGGUAACAAAAUUGUUGAAAAUGGUGAAGAAUGUGAUUGUGGAUAUGAUGAUGAUGAAUGUGAUGAUAAAUGCUGCUAUCCCAGGCAAGUUGCUGAUCGAGAUAGAUUCCGUAACAUCUCAGCUAGAGGUUGUGCUCGUCGAGCACAAACUGAGUGCAGUCCGUCCCAAGGACCCUGCUGUUAUGCUGAUACUUGCCGUUUUAUUCCAUCUAAUCGACAAGUUAUGUGCCGUGGUGAAGAUGUUUGUAGUUAUAGUUCUAAUUGUGAUGGUACCACACCCGAAUGUCCAGUACCACCUCCUAAGCCAAAUAAAACUCGUUGUAAUGAAGGGACACAGCUUUGCAUCAAUGGUGAUUGUACUGGAUCUAUUUGUUUGGAAUGGGGUCUAAACGAAUGUUUUUUGACAUCACAAAUUAUACCAAAUAUUGACAAACGCAAGUUGUGCGAGUUGGCUUGUAUGAAUGGUACUGAUUUACAAACAUGCAGGUCAACUAGUGAAUUUGCUGCUGCAGUUAAUUUACCUCUCGGUGGCAUUAGUCUAAGACCAGGAUCACCUUGUGAUAAUUUUCAAGGUUACUGUGAUGUAUUUUACAAAUGUAGAGCAGUUGAUGCCGAGGGGCCAUUAGCAAGAUUAAAAAAUAUGCUCCUCAACAAACAAACACUUCAAACUCUCCAACAAUGGGCUUUAGAAAAUUGGUGGGCUUGUAUGCUCAUGGGUGUUACAUUUGUAAUUAUAAUGGGAGUGUUUAUAAAAUGUUGUGCAGUACACACGCCAUCUUCAAAUCCUAAGAAAACCCCUGCUCGGAGAUUUAGUGAAACAUUAAGACGACCCAUUACAACCUUACGUAGAAUGCGGAACAAUCCUCAAACAUAUGUGUCACAACCUAGAUCAAGUAGAGUUCCAGCUCAUGGAUAUGGUGAGGGUAGAGGUCAUUAUUAUGCACCAAGAGCUUCUGCACCUCCUGCACACGGUCAUUCAGAUCGCCGUAAUGCAUUUCCAAUGAGGCAUCAGCCACAGCAUAAAGUGUGA